GCACCUCAGCAUACCGCCGUUUAACCUCUCUCGGUUUCCCUCAGCUUCGAGCGCGCUUCUUUCUUCGUCUCUCUCACGAGAGCAGAAGGAAAGACCAUGCCGAAGGGUCGAAGCUCCGCCCGGAGCGCCACCGCGCGCGGCGGAAGAGGAGGCGGAGCCAGCGAGCUGGACGACGCCGAGGUCGGUUUUGCGAAGCUCCAGGGCGAGGACUUCGAGUACUACAUGCAGACCUACUCGAUAAUCUUGGGGAGGAACAGCAAGAAAUCGGAGGUGGACGUCGACCUGGCGAGCCUCGGUGGCGGGAUGAACAUAUCCCGCCACCACGCGCGCAUCUUCUAUGAUUUCUCGCGCCGCCGCUUCGCCCUCGAGGUCAUCGGAAAGAAUGGAUGCGUGGUGGAAGGCGUCCUCCACGUGCCCGGCACGGCCCCGGUCAAGCUCGAUUCCCAGGACCUCCUCCAGAUGGGGGACAAACAGUUCUACUUCCUUCUCCCCUCCCGAUCCAUCUUCGAUACCUCCCGGAUCGUCCGUCACCCCUUCCGCCCCACCCUGCCGGCGCCCGGGGGCCGGCCAGGGUCGUCCGACCACGGGAGGGGUGGCUACGGCGUCCGCGACGAUGGAGGAGACGACGAGGAUGAUGAGGAAGAAGAGGGGGACGAGGAAGAGGAGGAUGAGAAUGAGGAGGAGGGGCAGGGGGAGGAAGAGGAGGAGGAUGGGGAAGAGAUGGAGGAGGAGGUGAGGCAUGCCGUGGCUCGGGGGCCACGAAAGAGGACGCGGGGGGGUCCGGGUGAUGGCCGGAUGGAAAGGCGCGGCCGGGUGGCUCAGGCAGGACCAUCCGGGCAUCUGGUCAAAAAGUCAGAGGUAAGGUCAAGGGCCGACAGAGAAGCAGAUAAUCAACAACUUUUGCUGCUGGAAGAGAAAGAUGUCAUCUCAACUGUAGCUACUGUGCUUUCUGAUCUUUGUGGUCCAGGAGAGUGGAUGCCCAUGGAUAAACUUCGUGCAGAGCUAUUUGAGCAAUAUGGAAAUAUAUGGCAUCAUGGUAGGGUAAGAAGAUAUCUAACAUCUGAGGAAUGGCCAGAGAGUGAAACUAAAGGUAGACCAUGGUUCGGCCUGCUGACACUGCUAAGGAAAUAUCCUGAGCACUUUGUGAUUAAUAUUAGGUCAAAGGGGCGGGUGACAUCAGAGUUUGUGUCGUUAGUUUCUUUGAUUUCAUAAUGAUCUCCUGGAAUUGUCAUUUAAGUUGUGUGGUUAUCAAACAACAACUGGAAGUUGUAUUAACUGAUAUGUUGGUGUUUCUAGUUUCCUUUUUGUUCCUAUAUUUGAGAGGAACCUUACUUUAAAAUAUGGUUAUAAGCGUCAUGAGUUGUUGGUUCCUGGAUUAUGUCUCAGAAUAAUGAAUGUCAGGAAUGCGUUUAUUGUUUUGUA
Messenger RNA from Elaeis guineensis (African oil palm), 1422 nucleotides. Lineage: Eukaryota; Viridiplantae; Streptophyta; Magnoliopsida; Arecales; Arecaceae. The record is from RefSeq and is a predicted model, not a curated record.